Molecule: messenger RNA, 639 nt
Organism: Chenopodium quinoa (quinoa)
Lineage: Eukaryota; Viridiplantae; Streptophyta; Magnoliopsida; Caryophyllales; Amaranthaceae
Exons: 2
Coding region: 1-639 (212 amino acids)
Biological process (GO): proteolysis
Molecular function (GO): aspartic-type endopeptidase activity
Source: RefSeq, a predicted model, not a curated record
AUGGCGGCUAAUGACAACUAUCAUCCAGGAGGCCGAUAUAGUGUGAAGAAGGGAGGAAAAUUAGAUGUUGAUGCUCUAACUCUUUUGACUAGCUCUGUGCAGGCAUUGACAAGCAAGUUCGACAGACUACAAGCUGGAUCAUCUUCUAGCUCACCUAAAACUUAUCAAAUGUGUAAUGUACACGAGUGUAGUGCAAUUUUGCAAAACACACUUCCUAAGAAAUUAGGCGAUCCGAGUAGCUACUCAAUUUUGGUGAAACUUGGAGACAUAGAGAACAACAAGGCAUUAUGUGAUCUUGGAGCAAGUGUGAGUCUUAUGUCUCUCUCUAUUUGCAAGAAACUUCAAAUGGGUGAACUAAAGCCUACACGCAUAUCUCUUCAACUUGUGGAUAGGUCGGUUAAAUUUCCUUUAGGUGUAUUUGAAGAUGUACCUCUUCGCGUGGGAAAAUUCUUUAUUCCAUGCGAGUUUGUUGUGAUGGAGAUGGAGGAAGAUUCACAUGUUCCUAUUAUUCUUGGUAGACCAUUCUUAGCCACUGCAGGUGCAAUCAUUAAUAUGAAGAAUGGAAAAAUCACUUUUGAAGUUGGUGACGAGAAAAUGGAGUAUUCACUCUUGAAUGCUAUGGGAACUCCUUCCAUAUGA